This is a messenger RNA of Centruroides sculpturatus (bark scorpion), 1144 nucleotides long. Its product is annotated as ATPase family AAA domain-containing protein 2B-like. Gene Ontology annotation, biological process: positive regulation of transcription by RNA polymerase II. Gene Ontology annotation, cellular component: nucleus. Gene Ontology annotation, molecular function: chromatin binding; histone binding; ATP hydrolysis activity. The record is from RefSeq and is a predicted model, not a curated record. The coding region runs from base 80 to 1129 and encodes 349 amino acids. NCBI's taxonomy places the organism in Eukaryota, Metazoa, Arthropoda, Arachnida, Scorpiones, Buthidae. The transcript has 6 exons.
AAUCUUUUAUAUUCAUGUAGAUACAAGAAGAAAUGAAUAUUCCUUUGCUGCAUGUGAAGAAAUUUCUUCAGAUGAAGAAAUGGAAAAUCCAAUUUUUUUGAAUUAUGAUAAUUCUAAUUGUCAUGAUGGAAGUGAAAAGCAUAUAUCUCAGUUCUUAUCAAAGGAAACAAGAAAUUGCCAGUUUUAUCAGCCUCCUAAUCAUCGUCCAAGACUCUUACUUUCUGGAAAGAAAAGUCAAGGUCAGAGCAUGCAUUUAGCUCCAGCAAUCUUACAUUAUCUAGAGCAUAUUCCGGUCCAUAAGUUAGAUUUGCCUACUUUGUAUACCGGAGCUUUUCGAACGCCUGAAGAAGCUUGCGAGCAAAUAUUUCGAGAAGCAAAGCGAAAUCUACCAAGCAUUAUAUACUUGCCUAGAAUUGGAAGAAUGUGGAAAACUCUUAAUGAAACUGUACAAGAAACUUUUCUCACUCUUUUGCAUGAUCUCGAAUCUAGUGCACCUCUUUUAAUUUUGGCAACAAGUGAUUGUCAUUAUCAUGAAUUACCAUCACAGAUUCAGGAUAUGUUUGAGUUAAAUGAAGGAGAAGUAUUAAGAAUGGAAAAUCCAAAUAGUGAUGAGCGAAGAGAAUUUUUUUCCAAUCUUCUAUUACAAAAAGUGUUUCUUCCUCCUAAACAAAAAAAUAAAAAAGCUAGGUUAGAACCUUUGCCUGUUGCACCGUUACCUGAACCACGAAUUCUGACAGAAUCAGAAUUGCAGCGUUUGAGGCAGCAAGAGAAUGCAACUUUAACAGAACUGAGAAUAUUUUUAAGAGCAGUUUUGACAAAAUUAGCAAAAGAUAGGAAAUUUUCCAUUUUUGCCAAACCUGUCGAUCCUACUGUGGUACCUGAUUAUUUGGAAGUUAUUAAAAACCCAAUGGACUUUGAAACAAUGAUGACAAAGAUUGAUCAUUACCAUUAUGAAACGGUUGGCCAUUUUCUAGAAGAUAUUGAUCGCAUCUGCGACAAUGCUCUGGAAUACAAUCCCGUUCGUGAACCCACAGGUAGCAUCCCGAUUAUUCUUACAUUUUUAAACAAUACGAAAGGUUUAUUUAUGUAUGUAUUAACAGAUUUAAAAAUGAGUCAGGAUGCAGUCUAAAUUUCAAGUGAAAUG